AUGGCGCACUUUGACACGGAGUACCAGCGCCUGGAGGCGUCCUACAGCGACUCCCCCCCUGGAGAGGAGAACCUGCUGAUGCAUGUGCCUGAAGGAGCCAAAUCCCAGUGGCACCACAUAGAAAAUCUGGACCUGUUUUUCCAGCGAGUCUAUAAUCUGCACCAGAAGAAUGGAUUCACCUGUAUGCUGCUGGGAGAGAUCUUUGAGCUGGUUCAGUUGCUGUUUGUGGUUGGCUUCACAGUGUUCCUCGCUAACUGUGUGGACUAUGACAUACUGUUUGCCAACAAGUUUGUAAAUCAUACUGAUUCAUCUAAAGUUACCUUGCCUGAUGCCUUCCUCCCAGUGGAUGUCUGCAGUGCCCGUAUUCGAGACAAUGCGUUUGUGAUCUUUGUGCUGGUAAUCUCUGGAGUGUUUUGGCUACAUCGUCUGGUCAAAUUCAUCUACAACGUCUGCUGCUACUGGGAGAUCCGAUCCUUCUACAUCAAUGCACUCAAGAUGACCAUGUCAGAACUCCCUUAUGCAACAUGGCAGGAGGUUCAGGCCAGGAUAGUGGAGAUCCAGAAGGAGCAUCAGAUCUGCAUCCAUAAAAAGGAGCUAACAGAGCUCGACAUCUACCACCGCAUCCUCCGCUUUAAAAACUACAUGGUUGCCAUGGUGAAUAAAUCACUCCUUCCUGUGCGAUUUCGACUUCCUGUGCUUGGAGAGUCUGUGUUCUACACCCGGGGUCUCAAAUACAACUUUGAGCUUAUCUUCUUCUGGGGGCCAGGCUCUCUGUUUGAGAAUGAGUGGAGCCUGAAACCAGAGUACAAAAGAGGAGGUAACAGGCUCGAGCUGGCUGAAAGGCUAGCAUCCCGCAUCCUGUGGAUUGGGAUUGCCAAUCUGCUUCUGUGUCCAGUCAUCCUGGUGUGGCAAAUUCUCUACGCCUUCUUCAGUUACACAGAGGUGAUCAAGCGAGAGCCUGGUUCUCUGGGAGCGAGAUGCUGGUCUCUAUACGGUCGAUGUUACCUGCGUCACUUCAAUGAGUUGGACCAUGAGCUUAUGUCGCGCCUCAGCAAAGGCUACAAGGCUGCAUCCAAGUACAUGAACUGCUUCCUCUCACCAUUGCUGACGGUGGUUGCCAAAAAUGUAGCGUUUUUUGCCGGGUCUCUUCUAGCUGUCCUCAUCGCCUUAACUAUCUAUGACGAGGACGUUCUCGCGGUGGAACAUGUCCUCUCGUCAAUCACACUGCUCGGAGUCUGUAUCACUGUCUGCAGAUCAUUUAUCCCAGAUAAGCACAUGGUGUUUUGUCCUGAGCAGCUGUUGAGGGUCAUCCUGGCUCAUAUCCACUACAUGCCCGACCACUGGCAGGGUAAUGCACAUAGAUAUGAGACUCGUGACCAGUUCUCCCAGCUCUUCCAGUACAAAGCAGUGUUUAUUCUGGAGGAGCUGAUAAGUCCAGUGGUCACUCCCAUCAUCCUGAUCUUCUGUCUCAGGAGGAAGUCUCUGGAGAUCAUUGAUUUCUUCAGAAACUUCACUGUUGAGGUGGUCGGGGUGGGAGACACUUGCUCUUUUGCCCAGAUGGACAUCAGGCAGCACGGACACCCUGCGUGGAUGUCAGAGGGGAAGACAGAGGCAUCUAUCUACCAGCAGGCAGAGGACGGGAAGACAGAGUUGUCUCUGAUGCACUUUGCCAUCACCAACCCCCAGUGGCAGCCUCCUCAGGAGACCACACACUUCAUCAGUCAGCUGAAAGAGCGAGUUCACAGAGAGGCCGCGGGGGCUCCUUCAGACACACAUCCGCUCUCGCUGUCUGAGUCUGAGCCAAGGAGCCUCAUUGCAAACCUCUUGGUGGGUCCCUCUACGCUGACCUCCGUUCAUUUCGGCAGGGACAGCUCUUUGACCAAUCAUGCAGUGCCUGGCUUAAGCGACGGGGCAUCUGCGUUACGCUCCCUUUCCCCAAUUAGUAGCAGUCUUCAUCUGAGAGGCAGUUUGAGUGCAGCUCACAGGACGUCUGGCCACACUUCGACCAUGAACAAAGCUAUGGCAGGCUCUGGGACUGAUGCCCGAACUGUGAGCUCAGGCAGCAGUGCAUGGGAAGGUCAACUCACUAGUUUGGUGCUGUCAGAGUACGCCUCCACUGAGAUGAGCAUCCAUGCACUUUACAUGCAUGAGCUACACAAGCAGCAGUCCCGUGGUGAGCUGUCCCGUCACACAUGGCAUCGGCAGGAGAGUGACGAAAGCAGUGACAGCGUCCCCGAUGAAGUGAGGAGCGAGCCCAACCGCCACUCCAGACAUUUCCCUCGCUCACACACUUUCCCCACCUCAGUUCCCAGUCCCAGCGCCAUCCCCACCUCAGCUUCAGCCAACAGCAGUACCACAAUGGGCCAGGAGGGGGUGUCAUUACACAGCAGCAGCCAGCGGCGCUCCAGUGGACAUACACCAGACUCUUUGGGUUCAGGGGGGAAAGUAGUGAGGUCGGCCCGGGGUGUGCCCAUGGGAGGGUGGGCAGAGGAGGGUCAGGCAGCACCACGACACCAUGAGCCACUACCAGAGGAGAGCUCAGAGGACGAAAUGCCUCCUCACAUACACAAGAUCACAUAACCAAGCCAUGUGAAUAAACACCAACGUCCCACUUUCCAUAGAUGUCCACACAUUCUUGUCCUUGAUCAAACGUUUUCUCCAGGAUUGACCAUUUGAUCUGACACAGAUAAAAAUGGACAUGUGGAAGAGUGGUGCACCAUGACUCCUACAAACACUUUACCGGUGAAAUCAUCUGAACAAGUUGAUGCCACCAUCAUCCGUUCAAAGAUAGGACUUGCUACAUGCCUAACCAGGCAAACAGGGUAAAUAUCUGAAUUUGUGCAUCAGAGGAGGAUCCACAGGAUCAAUUUAUUUCGAUUAGCCAUUGAUAUCAUCAGAUUACGCUGCGCUCUUUUAUAACACCAAAAGAUAAGGUAAAGAAAGUGCAUGUGUUGCUGGGAUGUAAACUAAAAUUGUGAAAACCUCAUCCUUUGCACUGUGGAGCUAUUGCUGUAGAAAAAUACGCAACAGUUUGCCUAAAAUGUCAUCACAAUAAUAUUUUAAUCCUCAUUGUGCUAUCUGUAUUGUUUCACUCAAAUCAGAUGGCCUGAGAGGUGAAAUUUGAAGAAUGUAUGGUGUCUCUCUAACAAUAACUGCAUUCACCAAAAUAUGUUUAGAAAGAUACUGGUGACACAAUGACUUUCAUAGUGUGAAACUGUUAUUUUACCAUUAGCAGAGGGCUAUUUAUCCUACCCUGUGCCGCUCUGUAUUUCAGCUUCAGUCUCUUUGCAAAACAUAUGAAAGUAUCGAAUAGUGUCAAAAUCACUAUUCACAUGACAGUUUGACUAACAUCCUAGUCCUUAGGGAUUUUUUGAUUUCCCUCUGCAUUUGUGGAAUAACAAAAAGUUAUUUUAAACAUUUUUAAAUGUUCAUUAAUUCUCCCCAGUCUGGCUGAGUUUGCACAGAUAGAUGCUUGUUUAAAAAAACAACAAUUGUACAGCAUUGCCUGGUAUUCUGCUAGCAGACAUGCCCUGUGUAAAUAAAUGUCAUCAGAUUAUUUCACAGCAGUCAUUCAGAACAUUUAAUUAACCAAGUUUACACAAUAAUAAGGCCAAUAUUUUGUAACCACACAUGCUGUAUUCAAGCACAUUUUAAUCAGAUUUAACCCAGAUUUUGUAUUGUUUACCAUUCAUUCAUCUUAAACAAAAUGCAUAAGGGCGCAGCAAACAAACAAGGCUGUUUUAAGCAUGUUAAUAUUGACGUAUGUGCCAUAAAAAAAAACCCUGAAGCACAAGUGCAGACCAUCCUCCACACAUUUGUCUAACUAUCCUCCACAUCUUGCUAAACACACAGCAUGACUCCCCCCUGCUCCUCUGUCAUUACACCGCAAUUCUUUAAAAGAAGAAUUAUGCACUUUAUUAAUCUGUUAAUGCAGAGGUUGUCACUUAACUUGGAUUGUUUGUAUGUGUAUGUUUUCGUAUAAAUAUAUUUAGAUAAUUUUAUUUAUCAGAGGGAUGUGCCAUGAUGAUUGACAGUUGUGAAUUAAGGUUUGGUUUUAUGUUGUGUACUUGUAUGGAGAUGAAGAAGCACUGUCACACUGUUAACCUGGACUGAUAAUAUGGUCAGGGAUGCAGUGAUUCAGUGUGGUAAUGUUAAAUCAAAAGUGAUGCGAGGCGGUUUUUGUUGUUUUAUAGAUUCUGUAAAAUACCGUUUUGUACAGCUGUAAAUUCAUCCAUUAAAGACAAGGCAGUGGUUCAAUGA
Plectropomus leopardus (leopard coralgrouper) is the source of this 4260-nucleotide messenger RNA. RefSeq names its product ATG9 autophagy related 9 homolog A (S. cerevisiae) (gene atg9a). Gene Ontology annotation, biological process: reticulophagy; piecemeal microautophagy of the nucleus; autophagy of mitochondrion. NCBI's taxonomy places the organism in Eukaryota, Metazoa, Chordata, Actinopteri, Perciformes, Serranidae. Gene Ontology annotation, cellular component: autophagosome; phagophore assembly site. The record is from RefSeq and is a predicted model, not a curated record.